Messenger RNA from Amaranthus tricolor (Joseph's coat), 4487 nucleotides. RefSeq lists its product as uncharacterized. Lineage: Eukaryota; Viridiplantae; Streptophyta; Magnoliopsida; Caryophyllales; Amaranthaceae. The record is from RefSeq and is a predicted model, not a curated record. The coding region runs from base 2714 to 3997 and encodes 427 amino acids. The transcript has 2 exons.
UUUCCAGGUGAAUUCCACAAAGAUUGAAAGAGUGCCUUUCAAUUGGAGUGUGAGGAAGAGGCCAAGGCAUCCAGUGCGGGUGAUUUGUCUCUAUCCACGGCCAAAGGACCACUUCUUGAAGUUGUUCUGGCCAACCUUCUUGUUUGUCAUCAAACAGAAGGGUUAUCUUGUGUGUGUCAUUGCGUGCAAAUUGAUCUUCGACAUUGAUUCUUGAUUGAGGUCUUCGUGUUCUUGGAACGUUCAUCCCAUUCACGCAUCAACUUGGUAUCAGAGCUUAAGUUCUGAGUAGGGACCAGGACGAAAGAAGCAUAAAGAAAGCAGGUAACAAGCCAUUUUACACAUUCUGGCAUAGGGUGAUCAGAGAGAAAGUUAUAGUGCGAUUUUGUUUCAAUUUCGUCAAUACAGGAAUUCAGAAAACCAAAGAUUGAAGAACAAACAAGCAGUCAUUCAUUUUCAUUCAACCAGAAACCUUUGAACAUUGAUUUGUUUGCAACAAAUUUGUUCUACUUCCUGUAUGAUUGGCUAAACUUGAUCAUAAUCAAAAGAUUUUGGGGUAACAAUUCAAAAAUCCAAGUGUUGCUUGUUAAAUUCUCAUUGCUGUCAGAAGGUAAUGAACCUUCCUGUACUGAGGUUCUGAUUUGUUGUGCACCUAAAGUUCUUACUCAUUGUUUGCUGCAUUUGAGUCUUUAUAGAUAAUUGAACACAUUAGAUAGUUUGAUUUUUGUUAGGUUGUAAUUUUGCAUUGGCUAACAUCAUAUUCAUCUCAUACUUGCAUCAUAUUCAUCAUAUUCAGCAACCAUCAGCAUACUUGCAUCAUCAUCAUCAUAUAUACAUCAAACAUCAUCAUACUUGCAUCAUCAUCAUCAUAUAUGCAUCAACGUGGUAUCAUAUAUCUAAACUCUUAGUGCUUGAAGAAAAAUUGAGAUUUUUCGUUGUGAAGAAAAAAAGGUGCAAGUGUUUUCAAAACUGCACAAACAGGACUGUCUGUUUGGGACUUCUGUCAUAACUUUUUGUGUAAUCAAAAUCUCGUUAAAUCCUUUUGGCAUAUCAAAUAAUUGCAUCUAAACUUCUGAUUCUUGAAAGCACAUUUUGAUUUUAUCAUAAAGAGAAAAUUUGGCGCAAACGUUUUUCCAAAACUGCAGAAACAGAAUCCUGAUUUUCAAGAUUCUGAUCUUGCUGUGCACAAGGAGUAUUUCUGAUCUCUUUUUCACUCCUUUGCAUUUUGAUUAGAUCACAUAAUAGGUUUGCAAUAGUAUCUCAUUUGAUGUUACUUAUAAGUUGAUUUUUACUUGAUCAAUUGGGUGCUGCACAUUGCAUUCAAUCACAAAAGUCAAAAUACUAAGAAACUGUUCUUAGUUGAUCAAGUGUCUUGCUGUUCACAGUUGUUUUUCCUUUUGAUUUUAUGCAUUUUCUAUCUUUAAUAAUUAGAUAGAAUAAGGAUUUACAUUAGCAUUUCAUUUAACUCUAAGUACGAGUUGAUUUUGCUGCUUUGUGCAUCAGAACACUGAACAUUCAGAAUCUGAUUGUUGUUGUGAUCAGAUAAGUCUUACUGCAUUCCUUCUGUAUAAGUUUUCUUGAGCAUUUUGGAUCCUUGUCAGUACAUAGAUCAUAAUCUUGUUUACAUUAGAUCCUAUUACAUACUAGAACAAUCAAUUCAGCCUUGAGAUUGAAGUCUCUUUACUGAACAAGAGACAUUGAUUGUAUGUUCAGUGUGCUGUUGUUUCUGAAAACUGAGGUGGUGUUUCUGUGUUGUUUCUAUGCCUACGUCUCUGUCCUGUAAAUUGAUGUGGUAAUUUUUAGUAGCAAAUUUGUUCUCCUUUUAAUGUGAUUGAUUAGAAUUGAUCAUAGUCAAAAGAUUUUGAUGCAACAACUCCAAAAAUUCAGAAAAUUCCUACUGAAUCCUCACUGCUGGCAGAAGGUAAUACACUUCUCUAUACAAGUUUCUGGAUUACUGGAUAUUUGAAGCUCGGAUCUGUAUCUGUGGCAUUAGAUUGCUUCGUAUUUGUGUAGGUUUUAUUUUUUUUUUUUGCAUAUAGGUACAACUCUCACACCUAUAGAUUUAAAAUUUUCCAUUACUUGCAAAACAUAUUACAUUUCUGCUGAGAUCUUGUUUUGAUUUGUGCAUUCAUCUACGUUUUGUUCUUGAAGCAUUAAUAAUAAAUACACCUUGCUGAAAUCUCUGAACAUUUUUUACAUUUCUUGUUGUUGACAGCAAGUAUAUUUUGCAUUUUCUCUGUGUUCUGGUUUUUGUUUGUGCAAGUAAAUCAUUGCAAGACCUGCUGCCAUCAUUUAGUAUUCUUAAAUAUCAACAAUAAGCCCAUUUUGGUUACAUCUGAACACUUUGUUUUUCUUGACCACAACAGAAGGUGUGAACCAUCUGUAUUGUGUUGAUUGUUGCAGACCACCAGUUUUCUGUGUUGAGUGCUAGCAAAGUAUUUGUUCCCUUUGUGUUUGUGUGUGUGUUAGUUAGCUGCUAUCAGAAGAUAACCAUCAGCUGUACUGUAUUCUUGUUAGUGCUGUGUACCUAACCCUUGUAUGAGCUACUGCAUUAUAAAGUGUUGAUUCAUAUAUGUCUGUUUCCUGAAUAUCAAUCGUGAAUACAUAUUGUGUGCACCUGAAUUCUUGAUUCAUUCGUUGCUGUCAGGAAGUGUACAUUCAUUUGUAUAUUGUCUUGGUACUAUUUUACAAGUGAGACAACACAUUAUUUGCUGCGAUGGCUUUAGCUAUCCAACAGCCCUCACAAACAGUGGCUAGGUUAGCCAUAAACCAAAAUGAAGGAAAGUUAACAAAUCUUAAACCCCCAUCUCCAUGUAAGACCAUGACUACUCCUACAAAACUAAACAAAACAAGUUAUGUUCCGAAUGAACGUGACUGUCACGAGGGAGUUCAGAUUUUUUUUAAAAGAGGAUCUAGGCGUUUGAUCAUAAAGAAAACUAGUAAGGAUCAAACCCAAUUACAAGCCAAAGCAAUAAAAACAAUAGAGGACAAGGAACCUAUACCACAGCUUAUACAUACUCAUGAUGAAGAAAUUCAGAAUGAGAAGGAAACUGCGCAUCUGCCCAUUAAAGAAAUUAGUGAGAACCAAGUCCAACAAAAGACCAAAACCUUGAAAACAGCAGAGGAUGAAACAGUAGAUGUUGAGUUGAUUCAGCCUAUGAAUAUUGAUGAUAUUGAAAUAAACAAAAUGCAUGUGGAAAACUCAUCUACAUACUGUGAUCAAGUCAAACAGCAAACCAACAUAUUGAAUUCAUCAGAGUAUGAAACAUUAGAUACUGAAUUAAUCAAAAUUAUACCUAUUGAUGAUGUUGAGUUAAACAAUCUGCAUUUGCAAGCUUCAUCUACAUGCUGUGAGAUGAAUGGUUUUUAUUUCAUAGAUGUGAUUACUAACUUUUCUUAUGGUUGUAGGUCCCAUACAAAUAUUGAACAAAAGACUGAAAAGCUACUGCAAAUGCAAGAGGAAUUCAGGCAUGAGGAGCUGCAGGAUGGAACUUUGUUAAGGAAGCAUUUGAACCUACUGCACAGCUAUGGGAUCUCAAAGACUUUCAACUUGGAUGAUUCAAAAAAGCAUGAGAGCCACGCAGAAUUGAGGACAAUUCUGUUUAAAGGAGGGAAUGAUCCAAAUAUGGGUAGCCCAAAAGCCAAGAUAAGCCAAGCCAAGACAAAUCGAGGAGGAUACAUGGCUGAGCAACCUACCAAUUGGAUGUUCACUAACUUACCUGUUGCCCUUGCUGACUUUUGCAUAAAGGCUAAGGAGGAUCAUCUUCAAAUGGGACUGAACAUCAUCAUGGAUGCAAGGAACAAGCAUACAUUAACAAAAGCAUGGCAUGAACAAAGAAGCAAGAACAGAAGGCUGAUUCCACGCAUACAAGUAAUAGAACAAGCAGAACACCCACCUUCCUGCCAGCCCACCUUGCGAGCAAUAGAACGCCUAGCUUGGUGUAUGUAUGAGCAUGGGAACUUGGAGGAUGGCAUCUCUAUACAUGGACCAAGAAGUUAAGGUCCAAGAACCAUGUUGAUAAUACUCACAGAGCCCACAAGAUCAGCUCCAAGGGCGUGUGUUCGCUUGACGUUUGAGAAUGGAUGAUCCAGUACUGCCAGCCAUCACAUGCUGAGCAGCAUUCCUUCAAGCCCUUCCACAGAGUCAACCUAAGCAUCCUAGGAUACACCAAGGGUAAUUUUGGAAUCUCUAUACAUGGACCUUUCCAUCAACACCUUAAGUGCCUCCUUACGAUCACAGUAAGACACCAAGAAUUGAUGCUGAAGGUUAGGCGUUCAAAGGAUAGUGCAACAGCAUGAAUCAAGCUCUUUUUCUGAUUUCUGUUUUUUUAAAAAACGUGUAAAUAUUAGCCACGUGUUAUUUUAGCCGUUAUUAUGGUUAGGCCUUGACUUAGCUCUUUUAGAAGGUAUCUUAGCUCUAUAAAUAAGAGGCGUAAUCCAUUGUAAUAGGACAAGUUUCAGAUUAAUCAAACGUUUUUCUUCAAAGUAAU